AUGAAGACAAUCGGUGUUGCCGGGAAGGUUAACGUCAGUGCCCUUAUGACCCACCUCUUUGCCAACUAUCACGAUGACAUCAGACCGGUUUGUGACGGUAACAAACCGAUCGAAGUACGAAUUGGAUUGGCUCUCCGACAGAUUAUCGAGUUGAAUGAACCAAAACAACUUCUGCAGAUAAAUGCAUGGUUGAGAUGGAGUUGGGAAGACUGUAAUCUGAUGUGGAAUGCUUCGGAAUUUGAUUCCAUUGACAACCUCAUCGUCCCAGUCACCAAAGUUUGGAUUCCUGAUAUUACCUUGUAUGACAAUGCCGGAAGUACUGUCGAAGGAGUGAAGGAUUACAGACUUAGCAUCGGAUCGUCUGGCUCAAUGGCGUACAACUUCCCAACCGUCAUCACCAGUCUUUGUCAGGUUGAUGUCACCUACUUUCCUUUCGAUACUCAGACAUGCUCACUUACAUUUGGUUCCUGGGCGUAUCAUGGGUUACAGCUCAACAUCACGAACCGAUCAGUAUCGGGAGAUCUGACGUCAUUUGUGAGCAACGUUGAAUGGGAUGUGAAGGCAAUCAAUAUUGUUCGUCACGUGAUCUACUAUGGAUGCUGCCCGGAACCCUACCCGGAUGUGACGUUUCGCAUUGUCCUGGACAGGAAGCCGCUGUUUUACUUGCUGAACUUGAUGUUUCCGUGUAUGCUAAUAACAUCAGUGGCAUGUUUAGGUUUUCUGCUCCCCCCGGACUCUGGAGAGAAAGUUUCCCUGGAAAUCACAGUCCUCCUGUCUCUUGCUGUUUUCCUUCUCGUCGUAUCUGAGACGUUACCGCCUUCAUCGGAAUCUUUCCCUUAUAUAGGUGUCUACUUCCUGUGUGCCAUGUUCUUGGUAUCCGUUUCCUGUCUGAUGACUGUCGUUGUACUCAAUCUCCACUACAAAGGCAAUCAUGGAAAAGAGAUUCCGAAAAUCGUCCGACAUAUAUUCUUCGAUGUUCUUGGGAAAUUGGUCAGGGUCAAAACACCCCAGAAGUCCAAUGCAUCCGUCUCGCCCUCUCCGACAACGCCAAAGAUAAUUGAAGUCCAAGCCUUCGAUUUCGAAAGGAAGACUAAUGGCCUUGAGAAUGUAAAACAAAAUAGAAAGAAGUCGGAUGACACUACUAUGUAUGAAAAUAAUAAAAACUCAAUAUCUACUGACUCCGAUUCCAUUCUGAAUGCUAGUGAGUUUAUUCACAUACUGAGAAAGCAGUUGGACUCGCUGUCGAAGAUUGAGCGGUUCAUGCGAGAUCACAGCAAAUGGGAGGAAAAUGUGGCUGAGUGGCAGCUUUUAGGCCAAGUCGUGGACAGGAUCUUCCUGAUCUUCUUUAUACUCAUCAGUUUCAUCACCACCAUAACGAUAUUUGUCCAAACGUCAUCUAAUUGACGCUAUUUCUCUGUCGUCAAAACAACAUCUUUUCAGUUCUCGCCAUUACUUCUGGGACGUUAUGCUGUACUAGAGAAAACAAGCGUAUCACUGGCAUCUGUGUGAAAGACUGUAAAAUAGCAUACCAUAAAAAUUACAUACAGUAUGUAUUUAUAAAGCUAAAUUGUGAUGUCCGGUGCCAUGUGUAGCAUGAUAUGAGGAAUUGCGUAAAUACUCAUAUCGAGUAAAGUGAUCUAUAAAUCUACUGUGUGAAUAUUUAUCCCCCGCACUGUGAACUAUAAAUAGACCGUGUGAAUAUUUAUCCCCCGCACUGUUUACUAUGAAUAGACCGUGUGAAUAUGUAUCCCCCGCACUGUGAACUAUAAAUAGACCGUGUGAAUAUUUAUCCCCCGCACUGUGAACUAUAAAUAGACCGUGUAAAUAUUUAUCCCCCGUACUGUGAUCUUUAUAUAAACUUAUUGUGUGAAUAUCUACCGUGUGAAUAAUCCUCUCGCGUACGUGAUCUAUAAAUCUACCGUGUGAAUAGUUAUCGUACUGUGAUCUAUAAAUCUACCGUGUGAAUAAUCAUUUCGAGUACCGUGAUAUAUAAACUUACUGUGUGAAUAUUCAUCUCGCGUACUGUUCACACAAAUCUGAAAAUAAGUAUAAGUGUUAGAUGACAAUAAUUAUAAGAGAAUUCACACAAAUUUCACUGAGUAAAGAAGAUGAUGUUUCCAAGUACAAAGCGAAAUAUGAUAAUUCUCCAAAUUGUGCUGCUGUUUUAUACAUUACCCAUUUAACAGCUUGGGAUCGGAACUCUAGAAUUAAUUAUUAUUUUACAAUUAUGAGCAGUUAUUAAUUAUCUUAUUAGUUAUCAGAAGUUGAUUUACCUGUGCAAUUUACCCGUACACCAUUUCUGCAAUAGACUAUAACUCACUAUCAUCACAACUGGCCACCUACGUAAACAUGUGGUUUUAAGCAGAGUUGGUGUUCAGGGAAGACCCCCUUAAAUCUACCGUGUGAAUAUUCAUCUUGUGUACCCUGAUCUAUAAUUUUACCUCGUGAAUUUUGAUUCGUGUACCUUGAUCUGUGAAUUUACCUUGUGCAUAUUCAUCUCUUGUACUAUGAUCUUAAAUCUACCGUGCAAAAAUUCAACUCGCGUAGCGUGAUUUAUGAAUUUACCGCGUGAGUAUGUCUGUCGCGUAGCGUAAUUUAUUAAUUGACUGUGUGAGUACUUCUGUCGCGUAGCGUGAUUUAUGAAUUUACCGUGUGAAAAGUCAUCUCGCUGUGUUACCCGACAUCAUAGUUAGAAAAUAGACAAAUGGAAUCACGUCCAGGGUGUUACCCACUAGUCGGUAACGAAAAAUGUUUACCAACUCCUUGCAGAUUUAUCCAAUGAGUCGGGAGUGAAAAACCCUACAGUGGUUGUGGGAAAAUAAGUUUUCUUUUGUUGGUUAAGAUUAUGAACACUACUUUGAUUAGGCGUCAAUAGAAAUGGCGACAUAGUUCACACUACUUUGAAAAUAAACCGGUUUGAAGAGUUGCCCAGACGAUAUGAAUGCACUGUUCGAAGGUUAUUUGUUAAGAACGUACUUGUUUUAAAAUAUAUAUAGCGCAUACGUUGACCAAGUAUUUAAUUUUAUCAAUAGUUGUAUAUAGCAUGCCAGAAUACAAUAAUUUCUUGAUGAGCAGCUCUCUCAAUUAACGCGUUUUUAAUUAGCACAAAAAUCGCAAAUACAUUGUUAUCGCUACAACACGCACGUUUAGAGUAAGCUAGAUAAAAACUGGCCAUCACACAUUUCUGUUGUAUGAAUUGUCCGUUUGUUAUCAUGAACUCCUAAGGUAUUGGGUAAUCAUCUGCGUAUAAACAAAGCAAACGUGCUGUAAGUAAUAGCAAUAUAAUUUGUAUCAAAUCGUUUUGUAAAUAAA
This is a messenger RNA of Mizuhopecten yessoensis (Yesso scallop), 3312 nucleotides long. Its product is annotated as neuronal acetylcholine receptor subunit alpha-9-like. Lineage: Eukaryota; Metazoa; Mollusca; Bivalvia; Pectinida; Pectinidae. The transcript has 7 exons. Gene Ontology annotation, biological process: chemical synaptic transmission; monoatomic ion transmembrane transport; signal transduction. Gene Ontology annotation, molecular function: transmembrane signaling receptor activity; neurotransmitter receptor activity; extracellular ligand-gated monoatomic ion channel activity. The record is from RefSeq and is a predicted model, not a curated record. The coding region runs from base 1 to 1404 and encodes 467 amino acids. Gene Ontology annotation, cellular component: synapse; membrane; neuron projection.